Messenger RNA from Aspergillus fumigatus Af293, 951 nucleotides. RefSeq lists its product as uncharacterized. Lineage: Eukaryota; Fungi; Ascomycota; Eurotiomycetes; Eurotiales; Aspergillaceae. The record is from RefSeq and is a predicted model, not a curated record.
AUGGUCACUUCACUGCGCCUGAUGCGUGAGGAUAUUCCUAAGGACUUUAGAACACCCCUGCAUACAACUUCAUCUGGGAUCACUUGGCAGCUCAAUACAUUCGAAGCAUACUCUGCAUCUUCGCACAUCAUCUUUCCCAGUCUUAAAGCAUACCUAUACCUCGUUCUCAUCAUGCCAAUCUACAUCCCUCUAGCUCCUCCCAGGCUCCAAACCGAGUUCAACUACAACUACGGCUACAACACAAUGCAAUGGAGAACCCCGGGACAGACACCACGAGUCACUGUUUACGACACCGAAGAUGAGGAAGAGGUUGUUUACGAUCUUGAUGAACACGCCAUGGCCUGCCUGCCACAUCACCUGCAGCAGGUAAUGCGAGAAGUUCACAUGGAACGCCUGGAACGUCUGCAGCGCGAGAACCCUUACUUCAAAUUCCGCAGCCCAGUGCCUUACAAUCGCAACAAAUAUGCUUCUGCAUGGCUCGACAGCGUGGCCUCGCAACUUGUGGAGAGGCGGUUAACGCAUAGAGCAAGAUAUCACCAUGUUGGAGGGACACCAGAUGUACUUUCUCAACAAAUGGGCUGCGGUGAAAACCAAAGACGAGCUACCGAAGAACCUCAACAUACAUUCGGCGAUACAGUCAACCGGGAACAAACAGCGUCCAGAACUCCGGAACCAGGCCUCGAUUAUCAUCGGGAGGAAAUCAUUGCAGAUGUAAGUGUCGGAAGGAGGCGCAACUCAUCUCCGAUCCAAGAGUACUUUACGGAGCGGAAUGAUAAGAGUCGAACUCACAUCAGACAUGCGACUUGGUACGGAGGUCAGCCGUUGGAAGAAAGGUCGGGCAGUCCCGAGUUUCGCAGGAGACGAUCACCAGUCUUCUCGGAAAUGCGAAGUCGACUUCAAAAGAAGAUUGGGAGGAUGAGCAGAUUCUUCAAAAGAUAUUCCGUCGCCUGA